Schistocerca americana (American grasshopper) is the source of this 1139-nucleotide messenger RNA. RefSeq lists its product as uncharacterized. Lineage: Eukaryota; Metazoa; Arthropoda; Insecta; Orthoptera; Acrididae. The transcript has 4 exons. The record is from RefSeq and is a predicted model, not a curated record. Bases 171 to 530 code for a protein of 119 amino acids.
GCCGUUUGGCGUUGGCUGUGUUCCGCGUGCUCCCACCACCGCGCCGCACAGGUAACGGGUCGCGCGCUGAUUGGAGGGGGUACCCGGCACCGUGCGCCUUGGCCGUGUGCACAUCUUUGGGCAGUAGCGUCCAGUGUUUCCAGGACAGCCGACGAGCGCAGCACUGCAUCAUGAGGUGGUUAACAGUUGCUGCUCUUCUGUUAUUUACCAUACUUGCCCUUGCAGAGGCAGGAGAUAUGAUGAGGAAAUCUAUUGUGUUUGACAAGAAAACUCCGGAAGUAUUUUACUGUCCACAACACAAACCAACAGGUUUUGAUAAAUUAAUAGUGAGGGCAAGACCUCUUAGUAAGCUGUGUGAACAUGGUGGGAAGGCAUUACCAGAUGAUUACAAGUCAGACUGUUACAAUGAUGUGGAUGAAUCAGAAUACGCGUGCAAAGAAAAGAACCGUAUCAUGAUGAGGCUGCAUCCUCCAGGGAUGGAAAAAGCAGAACCAUACAAAAUAAGAGGAAAAAUCCUCAAGAAACCUUGAAAAAUUGCAUAUUUCCUUUCGAAUUAAUUUAUUUACUGUGAAUGACUGGACUCUGUGAUUCUGUGGCUUUCCUUUACAAAGAACAGGAGGCUAACAAAAGUACUGAAAUACUACUUAUUUAUGACCUUUACUGGUUCUGUGAUGAUUAUAAUAUAAAAGUGACAGUAACAAAUUGAUAGGCGGGUGAAUAGGGAUUCAUGUUACACAUUUUGUUCAGUUUUUUUCCUCAAACUGAUAUGAUCCCUUUAUCUAAAAUACUUUGUUACAUCUAAUAUUAAUCAUGAUAAUAUUGCUAUUAAAAUUACUAGAAGAAGUCCGAUUUAAUACUGUUGCUUUUUUCAUAUUUUCAGAGAUAUGUACAAGUUUAUGUUGUGAAGUAACACUAUUGCACAUGAGAGAUUUAUCCUCACAGCUCUAAAAAUAUAUGGUGACUGAAACACUAGAGAUUUUGUCUAAUGUUUAUUAAAAUGUUGUAUACUUUUGCUUGCCAUUAUUUGUUAAUAAAAUACAGUCCUAUUUUUAAAAGACCAUUUUUAUAACUAAUGUACAGAGAAGCUAUUUUCUUUCAAAACAUUGGUGAUAAUAAUAAAGGCAUUUGAACAUAACAUA